Molecule: messenger RNA, 2391 nt
Organism: Penicillium macrosclerotiorum
Lineage: Eukaryota; Fungi; Ascomycota; Eurotiomycetes; Eurotiales; Aspergillaceae
Exons: 2
Coding region: 1-2391 (796 amino acids)
Source: RefSeq, a predicted model, not a curated record
AUGCGGCCCUCCAGUGCAAAUGUCGCCGACUUCCAGGUCUUCGUACCAGGCGUCGAUGCGGGGACUGCCUUAUUGUUUCUUGAGUCCGCAAGCUCCAUCAACGAGGCCGUGGAUCAGUACUAUGAAAACCCGGGGAGAUACUCACGGUGUUCAUCUUCCAUAGUAUCGACGAUUCACAGUCCAAUCGACCCAGCCAGUUCGCGACUUUAUCCCAGCUCUAUCAGUACCUCACCUGAAGCUACCAUGCAAGCCAACUCACCCCCAUCAUACCCGUCUCCGCCUCCAUCAAGGGCCAGUGUGAGCGGGAGUGGAUCUUCACGGUCAGGCCAUACAAAUGCAUUGAUUAAGGCAGCCACGCUCCGCGCAAAGGAUGAGCAGGAGAUGCAGAACAUGCUCCAGACUGUCCAGCAGACCUUCCACGUCUUCAACCCAGAAAUCGAACCUGAACAUGAAUGCCAGUACCCUUGCAAUUGUCUGAUCCACAAGUACCUCCAGCGAAAGGUUGAUCGUCUGGACAUUCAAGAGAUGUGGUCGAAGGCUGUGAUGUACCCCGGUGAAAAGGCCUACCAUGACUGCGCCCAGGUCCGCCUCUUCAACAACAAUCCCUAUCAAUCUGCAGUCGUUUCACCAUACGGUUUCAGUGGUUCAACGUUCUAUGGGAUGCAAAGGCCCGAUCCACAUUCUCACGCCAAGGCUGUACAACAGACCAUCGAGCUGAACAACUCCCUCAAUUCCAAAUCACAGACACUCGUCGAUGCGCAAGAGCCAGCAUUUAAUAUAUGGGAGGUUGAUCAGUUACAAUCCUCUAUGUUCAACAUCGGUAUUGGUACAUCCUCUGCUCAUAGAGAUAACCUUGGCAGCAAAUCUAAACGUGCAAGCUUAAAGAAGGCCCUCUCCAUCAAGUCAUCGGCAGAUAAAGUGGCUUCGAAGACUUCAAAGUUAUUCUCUGAGGCUCGGGAGCUUCAAGAUGCGAUUCUGCAAGAGGAGGAUGGCAGGUGGCCUGAGCAACUGGAUCGAGACAUUGUUUCUUCUUAUCAAACAAAGGUUGGCAUGGCUGAGAAGAUCGCCGAGUGCCGGGCCAAGCGUCCUCUGCAAUACCUACAUCUCCUCAGGGCCGGAUACUUCGAGCCUAUCCCGGUAGCAUGGGCAGGGCAAGCCUCAAAUCCGCUCAAAUUCACCAUUGACGGGGCUGCGGGGUGGCGAGGAAUCACGCCAGCGUGGCGAGGUUAUGAGGACACUGCGGAGGAACGCCUCUACUGGGUGUUGAAUCAUCGACUGGAGGAUCCAGACUCUCGACUGAAGCCUGACUUGAUCUCGGCGUUGAAUAUGGCUCGUGCAAGGAUGGCACGAGCUGUGAAACCACCUCCUACCUACUACUCUAUCAGUGACAUCUGUCGGCAAAAUUCCUCCCAAGGGUAUUCUGACCAAGUUAUGCCGCGUUCCUUUCACCCGUUUGACCCCUCAAAUCAACAACCAGAUAACACUAUGAUUCUUCUGGAUGUUUCAGGGUCUAUGGAUUUCCAACCACGUCGGCCCGAAUAUAACGAAUAUCUUAUCACGAGCUAUACACGAUCAGCACAGCCGAAAAAUAAGGGUAAUUACUUCAUUUUGCAUCUAAACUUCAGAACUCUCAACUCACAAACCUUCGCAGAUCUGGCAAAAGCUAUCAUCGGCCGUUUCAUCGAUGCAAUGGGCAACCACGAUCAUAAUUGGUCUGGGUAUGAACUCACUACUUUCGCUAGCCAAGCUGAAUAUAUCGGGGUCAUAAAUCACUGGAAUCUUGACGAAAUGUGGCAAACCGUCCGUUUUGGUGGUCGCACGAGGGUUAUGGCUGGCUGGCAACGGGUGAAAGAGUUACACUUCCAGAAACAUAGCGACACUGCCACAUACCAUCCUGUUUACGGCUGGCAAGCCGGCCCUCAAACACCUAUGCUUCGGCUGCUACUCAUUCUUGACGGUGAAGCACGGGACAUGGAUGAGUUCGAGCUUGACCUCUUGAGCCUUUCAUGGGCCCAUGUGACCAUUUUCCUUAUCGGCGUUGACCGCUGCCUGCAUCAUCACCGUCACGCGAACGAGCUACAGCGUAUCGGUGAGGUUAACCCUCAUGUGUCUUUUAUAGAUGCCCAGGGCAAUGCACCCGAACGUUUUAUAACUCAUGAGCUCCUGAAACGUCACCUGGGCUACGAGCUUUCUUUGGACGAGUUUGAAGACCUCGAGCAUGCGCCUGGUGAUUCUCGUCGUGCAGAACUACCUGCGCUUGAGCCACCGCCGCCGAACUUACCUGAACUCGAACAACCACCGCCCCCUUCUCCUGUUGAACUUCCAGCCUUGGAGACGUUGCCAUCGCAGUAUUUGAUGGAACAACCGCCUCCUUAUUCUGCGUCUGCGUAA